This is a messenger RNA of Cylindrotheca closterium, 615 nucleotides long. The record is from the annotation of a GenBank genome assembly. NCBI's taxonomy places the organism in Eukaryota, Bacillariophyta, Bacillariophyceae, Bacillariales, Bacillariaceae.
AUGAAGAGCAAUUUCUUCACGAAAAGAGCGGAAAGCCCAACUGCUUCUGGAAUUCAAUUUCCAUGGAAGCUUCACAACAUGCUCGACAAUGCGGAAACGGAAGGGUACAACGCUGUUGUAUCGUGGGAUGGAAAGAACGGCUUCAAAGUACAUGACAAGGACGCUUUCGUUGCGGAUAUUGUUCCAAAGUACUUCAGUCAAACAAAAUACCGUUCCUUUCAACGAAUGCUAAACAUGUGGGGAUUUCAACGAGUCCGUGAAGGUGCACGAAAAGGAGCCUACAUUCACGAAAACUUUCGAAGAGGUGAACCAGAUCUUUGCAACCGAAUGAAGUGUGAAAAGAUCAAGCGAAGACACACCAUCCCCAAGACGACCAGCAUGAAUAAGAACAUCGACAUGAACACGCUACAAGGGAGCACACCCAAGAAUAAGGCCGAUGUGGACCUAUUCGAAGGAAUGACCUUCCACGCUGUCGAAGGUGUACAAGAAGCUAACCUACAAGACUUGAGAAAGAUUCCAGAUCCUUCAUCACGGAAGUUCUCGUCUAUGGACUACCUUUUCUUGGACGAAAUGCUGAAUGUCUUCGACUCGGGAGACGAGGCCCCAGUAUUUUGA